Messenger RNA from Seriola dumerili (greater amberjack), 3466 nucleotides. It is a transcript of the gene elmod3, whose product is annotated as ELMO domain containing 3. The record is from RefSeq and is a predicted model, not a curated record. Lineage: Eukaryota; Metazoa; Chordata; Actinopteri; Carangiformes; Carangidae. The transcript is spliced from 13 exons. Bases 822 to 2060 code for a protein of 412 amino acids.
GGGGGAAGGGAAGCUGAGAUUGGAGGGAGAAACAAUCAGAAACUGAGAUAUUGUGUACACAUGACAGCCCCUCCUCAGGACUCUGGUCAUACAGGAAGUCUAUCCAUGAUCCACAUCUCACUGGAUGCCUGCAGCUUUGGAUGUGUGCUGCUGUUUCAUAUGAGGCUGAAGACAUAACACAGCUUUGAUGCAAGCAAAUUAAACUGCGCCUGUACUGGUACCUCUAGGUCAGUACUGGAUUUGUCUUGAGUGCCAAAGUAAUGAAGUGUCUUGGACAGGGAGAACCCAGCCCUGAAAAGCAAUGUCAUCAUCCAUCUUCAGUGUACCUCUGAUGGGGCUGAGGAGUGAACCCACUGGCCGAGCAGAUCUGUGGAGGAGAGGAAGGAGGCAAGUUUCCAGGAAACUUGUGUAUUGAUGGAUAACCAUUUCCUCUGGUCAGCACUUGUAGACGGAUACCUGCACAUUCCUCUCUGUGUACACUUUCAAGGUUAGACUUUGGAGUGGCUAAUAAAACCAGUGUCCCAUCAAAACCACACAAUCACCGCUAUUACACAGAAACAGAGAAUAUGAUGUGCACAACAUGGAUUUCUUUCACCAGUGACAGUUUUGUGAUAUCAUACUGAUGACUGUGGACGUUGAGUUCUCUGUGUUUAUGAGGAGAUAAUGAGAAAGUCUUAGAUACUUGCAGUCACUGCAAAUGUGCACUACGGAAACCAUGGUGGUCCUUGCAUUAGCUCCUCAGCCCAGCUCAGUCCAAGACUUCAGAAGUCUGUAGAGGCCAGGAUCAGGAACACGCUCGCCAACCAACACACUCAUAUGCAAUGGAAGAAGACAUUGAUGUCACAUCCCAUACUGAGGGUCUGAAUGGUUUGUCCCAUGAAUGUAAACCAUUAGAUGAGAUCACCAAUGGACACUCCAAUCAUAAGCCUGUCAUGAAUGGACUGAUUAUUGGUCAUAAUGUCAAAGACCACACCAACGGCAGCGCACCGCUCAGAUCCCUGCCGAUUUCAGCACUAAAGCAGAAUGGUCUUCUGCAGACCCUGGCAGCUGGAGGGGACCAGCCUAAGCCUACAGAGGAAAAUGUGGAGUUGGAAAAGGCCAGACAGGAGUGGGAUGCUCUGGAGAAUGUCCAACCAGCUCUCACUGAGGACUCGACCCCAACCCCACUCAUCUCCUUCAAUGAAGCCCUGCAGUACUUCCAGACCACAGACCUCGGGGACUUGCUAAAGAACAUCCAGCCAACCAUUCGCAGGACAGGUCUGGCCGCUAUCACACACUUCCUCUUCGGACCUCCACGACUGCACCGGGAACUCUUGGAGGAGAGGGAUCUGGUUUUUGCCAUUGCACAGUGCCCUGUGGACAACAGCCAAACAGUCCACAUGCGUGUCCUGCAGACCAUUUAUAAGAGGCUGAUCGGCAGCAGGCUGGACUGUCCUCGCUAUGGAGCGCACUGGGAAAACAUCGGCUUUCAGGGUACAGACCCGGCCACUGACCUACGUGGCACUGGUUUCCUGGGACUGAUGCAUACUCUGUACUUUGUGAUGGACCCAGAAACUCUGCCUUUGGCUAGAGACAUCUACAAGCUAUCACAACACCCUACACAGAACUUUCCAUUCAGUGUGAUGUCAAUCAACAUGACCCGCAUCGCUCUGCAAGUACUCAGAGAGGAAGCCUUGUCCAAGGAGUGCAAUCGUCGUCAGCAAGUGGUUGGUGUGCUGAAUGAGUUCUACGUUGCCACGUAUCUGCACCUGUACCAACUGUGGAAGACCCAACAGAAGACCAUUGCUGACUCUGGCUUUGUACUAAAAGAAGUGGAGCUGUUUGCCAAAAAGAACCCCAAGCAGAUGCUGCGCCGACUAGAGGUCUUCCUGAAAGAGAGGCGGGCAGGUGGAAUCCCCCGUGGGACGUCGUCAGACCCUCAGGCCCAACAGCCUUCUCCCAGCCUGGGGGAGCGAGCGGCCAGAGCCGGGGCGGGACAGGGAAGCAAGGGAAAGGAGAUGCACUUCACAGGAGUGUGUGAUCUACCGCCAGACAUGGAGGGAGAGGCCAGACUCAUCUAAGCUAGACUCUGUGUGAGUGUGCGUGUGUGCGUGUGAGCAAUCCUGCUUGUGAGUAUAUCUAUUAGUGUAUUUGCAAGUGGCUUACUCAGCUAGAAGAAGAACCCCACCAGACCCUGAUCUAGGACCUCCUCUCUAGACCUUUUCAAACACUUCCACUCCUUCCAUUGAUGCUGGGGUGCUGCACUUUUGAUCAGAUUAUGCUUGGGGGUCUCUCAGAGUUAUAUUUGACUUUUUUUUUUUAUUUAUUUAUUUUUUUUUAAACAGAUAACAUAGAACAGUCAAAUAUAAAGAGCUGAUGCAGGUCAGAAACACAAGAUGUCACAAAAACAACAAGAAAGUGAAUGUUUGCACUUUUCUGUGGAUUUAGUAGCCAAAUCAAUAGCUGCCAAAUUCUUGUGGAUAAACUCUACCUGCCUAGAAAUCCAAAACAUACACACUUGACUUGUUUUCCAAGGAUCUCUGAGUCAGGUUAUGUUAGCAUUGCAGAGAGGGAGAGAAAGCAUGGAGCGGCUUUUUUAAAAGGCUUGGCUAUUUGUCUCACUCCAAGAUACUGCUCCUUCACAUGAGUAUGCUUACAGCCCAUAAUGCAACUGAAAGGCAGCAUUGUUAGGCAUAUUGUUAAGCGCUCUGUUAACUAAGUGAAAAAAUGAACCAGUUCCAAGCCCUUCUAUAGAGCAAACAUGAGUAGGUUUUCUCUCGGCAUGAGUUGGGGGAUAGAAAACCGAGAGGGCUUACAGCAGAUUUUGAGCGGGGAGUAGAAAUUGCAAGUAUACGCUGUUGUCAAAAAUCUUACUCAGUAGACUUUGAAUGCAGCUUGCUUUGAAGGUCUAAUCACUUUGCAUUCUCUAUCAGAGUGUGAAAGAAAUAUACGUUAUGUGAAAGAUGUGAAAGAUGUACAAGAAUGGACCCUCAGUCCGGAUGUGUGGAGGUAUAGCCAGUUGUUGGUGUACUCAUAGUGUCUGUUGCCAGGGGUGUGAUAGACUAGGUCCAGAGCUCCCACUUAAUAUGGGGGAAUAUAUUUUAAAUAAUUUUAAAAAAUAACUAUGUUAGUCCUUUCUGAAGGGACAGCUGUCAUAACUUCACAGUUAUGUAUAAAAGCACUUCAGAAUUUUGUUGUUCAACUGAUGGCUGAGUGACCGUGAGAAGGAUUUUUAACACUGUUGAAUUCCUCCUAAACAUCUGAAAGUCUUCUGACUUCUCAACUUGUCACGGUUAAAGCCAAGGAGACACUUCAUAACAGAGUCUGGGUGCUUGGCUUGGUCCCGGCUAAAGUCAAAGGUCUGGUAUGAGCUUUCUCUACAUUCCGUUACAAAGCAUGUGAUUGUAAUUUUUUUGACCAGUUAGAAAUUUAUUCCUGUGUGCGUGUUUGGUGUGUGUGUGUGUGUGUGUGUGUGUGUGUGUGUGUG